UCGACCGUUAAACCCCAAACAAAAACCCAUUUCCAAAAGGGUUUCUUUCUUUGAUCAAAUUCAUCAUCCAUACUUCUCAAACCCCAAUCCCCAAUCUUUGAACAACAAUGGAUUCGAAUCAAAGACGAAAGAGCGGGAUCAAUCUCCCCGCCGGAAUGUCCGAAACCUCUCUCCGUCUCAACACCCGCUCCGGUUCCCCAUCCCCAUUGAUCCGAACCCUCUCAUCUCCCUCUCCUCGAACAAUGUCGCCUCGAACCAUCUCCAACUUAUCCGCUUCCCCUUCCUCCAAAUCCACCGGCGCCUGCAGCGAUCGCUUCAUCCCCUGCAGAUCAUCUUCCAGGCUCCACACAUUCGGGUUACCCGAUAAGCCAUCACCUGUUAAAGAAGGCGUUGCUGGAGCUAACAACGAAGCGUAUACGAGGUUGUUAAGGUGUGAAUUGUUUGGUACUGAUUUCGGGUUUUCUUCUCCUGCAGGUGGGACUAAAGGGUCGUCCCCGGUGGGUAGUCCGAACAGGAAUAUGCUGCGGUUCAAGACGGAUAGCUCGGGUCAGAAUUCCCCUUAUUCAGGUUCAAUUUUGGGGCAGGAUAGUGGGUUGGGUUCUGAGUCUGUGACUCCUCCCAAGCCUCCUCGCAAGGUCCCCAAAGCACCUCAUAAGGUUUUGGAUGCACCAUCACUUCAAGAUGACUUCUACUUGAACCUUGUGGACUGGUCAUCACAGAAUGUACUUGCAGUUGGAUUGGGCAGCUGUGUUUAUUUAUGGACUGCAACAACCAGCAAAGUUACCAAGUUGUGUGAUUUGGGGCCAAACGAUGGCGUCUGCUCUGUUCAAUGGACCCGCGAAGGGUCUUAUAUAUCGGUCGGUACUAGUCUUGGAAAAGUUCAGGUUUGGGAUGGGACACAAUGCAAAAAGGUUCGGACCAUGGGCGGACACCAAACACGAACCGGUGUGUUGGCAUGGAGCUCGCGAAUAUUAUCCUCGGGUAGCAGAGAUCGUAACAUACUGCAACAUGAUCUUCGAGUUCCAAGUGACUACAUUAGCAAGCUUGUCGGCCAUAAGUCAGAGGUUUGUGGGCUCAAAUGGUCACAUGAUGAUAGAGAACUAGCAUCUGGUGGAAAUGACAAUCAGCUUUUAGUAUGGAACCAGCACUCUGCGCAACCGCUUCUGAAACUGACUGAGCACACAGCCGCAGUGAAAGCGAUUGCAUGGUCACCUCACCAGAGCAAUCUUCUGGUCUCUGGUGGCGGUACUGCUGACCGCUGCAUUCGCUUUUGGAACACCGCCAAUGGGAACCAACUGAACCAUGUUGACACCGGGAGCCAGGUGUGUAAUCUUGCAUGGAGCAAGAAUGUGAAUGAAUUGGUUAGCACUCAUGGGUACUCACAGAAUCAAAUUAUGGUUUGGAAAUAUCCAACGUUGUCUAAGGUCGCGACUCUGACUGGACACACCAUGAGAGUACUGUAUCUAGCAAUGUCACCCGAUGGUCAGACAAUAGUGACGGGCGCUGGGGAUGAAACGUUGAGGUUUUGGAAUGUUUUCCCAUCUGUGAAAUCUCCGGCAGCUGUAAGGGACUCUGGGCUGUGGUCAUUGGGAAGAACCCAAAUCAGAUGAUGUAGAAGAAGAGUUUUGUUAAAGGAAGAAAAUGAAGAGUGAAUUUGAGUGUAAAUUGAUAUACAUAUAUAUAUAUACACAUAAUAUAACUUAAGAUGAACAUAUAUAUUGGUUGUUUUUUUACACACAGUGGUUUCCAUUGGUUUUCUUUAUGUUAAUGACUUUUGCACUUUCUCUG
Molecule: messenger RNA, 1788 nt
Organism: Helianthus annuus (common sunflower)
Lineage: Eukaryota; Viridiplantae; Streptophyta; Magnoliopsida; Asterales; Asteraceae
Product: protein FIZZY-RELATED 3
Exons: 7
Coding region: 108-1610 (500 amino acids)
Biological process (GO): positive regulation of ubiquitin protein ligase activity; anaphase-promoting complex-dependent catabolic process; positive regulation of anaphase-promoting complex-dependent catabolic process
Cellular component (GO): anaphase-promoting complex
Molecular function (GO): protein binding; ubiquitin ligase activator activity; anaphase-promoting complex binding
Source: RefSeq, a predicted model, not a curated record